Molecule: messenger RNA, 1107 nt
Organism: Verticillium alfalfae VaMs.102
Lineage: Eukaryota; Fungi; Ascomycota; Sordariomycetes; Glomerellales; Plectosphaerellaceae
Product: RNA-3'-phosphate cyclase family protein
Exons: 2
Coding region: 1-1107 (368 amino acids)
Biological process (GO): endonucleolytic cleavage of tricistronic rRNA transcript (SSU-rRNA, 5.8S rRNA, LSU-rRNA); ribosome biogenesis
Cellular component (GO): nucleolus
Molecular function (GO): RNA endonuclease activity
Source: RefSeq, a predicted model, not a curated record
AUGUCCUCGACGCCAGAGUUCCUCCGCUUCACGGGCCACCGGGCCUUCGCUCAGCGUCUGAUCCUGUCGACACUCACCGGCCGUCCCAUUCACAUCUCCAAGAUUCGAAGCUCAUCACCAACACAUCCCGGUCUCGCCCCGCAUGAGGUCUCGUUCCUCCGUCUCCUCGAGGCCGUCACCAACGGCAGCUCGCUGCAAAUCUCGUACACCGGUACGACCAUCACAUACCACCCCGGCCUCAUCACCGGCACGAUAGCCGGCUUCGGCGCCACCGAUGGCGAUGUCAUCGAGCACACCCUGCCCGCCAACAACAACCGCGGCACGGGCGACAUAUCGGUCGACUCGUUCCGCACCGCCAUCCUACCCCUCUUCGGCCUCUUCGGCAUCCCGCCCGCGCGCAUCGAGCUGCGCAUCCUGCAGCGCUCCUGCCCCGGCAAGGGCGGUCGCGGCGGUGGCGGCAUCGUCGAGCUGCGCUUCGCCAGCCAGGUCCGCCUGCCCAAGACGCUGCACCUUAACCGGGGUCCCGGCAGGAUAAAGCGGAUCCGCGGCGUCGCCUACUGCACGGGCGUCUCGGCCUCGAACAACAGCCGGCUGAUCCACGCCGCGCGCGAGGUCCUCAACCCGCUCGUCUCGGACAUUCACAUUGCCGCGCAAUACGACCAGGCGCCGCUCAUCCCCGGGGCCGACAAGACCAAGACGCGGACGGGGAUCGGUUUCGGCCUGAGCCUCGUCGCCGAGUCGAGUUCCGUCGGCGUCAUCUACUCGGCCGACCUGGUCGCGCCGCCCACCGGCGGUGUCGUGCCCGAGGACAUUGGCAAGCAGUGCGCGUACCAGCUGCUCGAGACGAUUGCGCAGGGCGGCUGCGUGAGCCGCGUGUCGGCGAGCACCGUGCUGACGCUAAUGGCGAUGGGGUCUGAGGACGUCGGCAGGUUGAGGAUAGGAAGGGACGUUGUGGGCACGGAGGAGGUCGUCGGCCUGGCGCGCGAUCUGCGGACGUUUGGCGCCAGCAGCUGGGGUCUGAGGGACGUCAACGAAGACGACGCGGACGACAUCAUCGUGUCGGUCAAGGGCAGCGGUGUGGGCAACGUCGGACGCAAGGUAGCAUGA